Messenger RNA from Paramormyrops kingsleyae, 2443 nucleotides. RefSeq names its product inositol hexakisphosphate kinase 1-like. Gene Ontology annotation, cellular component: nucleus; cytoplasm. The record is from RefSeq and is a predicted model, not a curated record. Gene Ontology annotation, molecular function: inositol hexakisphosphate kinase activity. Gene Ontology annotation, biological process: inositol phosphate biosynthetic process; phosphatidylinositol phosphate biosynthetic process. Lineage: Eukaryota; Metazoa; Chordata; Actinopteri; Osteoglossiformes; Mormyridae.
CAUAUUGAGACAUGGACGCAAGCUGUUUAACAUACGGUAAAAAAAAAACAGUUAAAAAUACAGCUGAAAAACCACUACUGCUGUUCCGUUAGAUUGGUAGGCAUUUUUUGUAGUCUAGUAAACGAUGGGGAAACCGUGGCCUGAGACGGGAAUGUGAUGAUGCACAGAGAGAGGAGAGAAAAAUAUCAGGCAAACCCUCCACCCGCAUACUUACGAUCGCAGCGCACCAGGGUAGGACGAAACGAGUGUGAAGGGCGAUGGAAAAACUGUGCUGUAGCUAUAUACCACGAAAGUAGGUAACAAGACACUGUCUGGUACAUUAAUCGCCGACCAUUCUAAGCAGCAUUCUAGCAUUCAGGGACGUAAACUUUGCAUUCUGGGAUACGCAAGUGAUACCUCGGGCUGCUCCCGAUCAUGCAUUUCUGCUGUUGUUUUGCUACUCGACCUGUCAGUAGUCAGUGAACUUGCGAUGCACACCGAGCCUCACUGGUGACGUUAGCAUGGUGCCUUUACGGGCGAAUGCACAUCAGACUACUCACACACGUUUUUGGGAGAACUCGUUAGUUUACCCUGGAAAUAUUAGUAUGGCUACCAUGCUGGUGUGAGGGGUUUGGUGUGUGUGAAUUAGAAGGCUAGCUAGAUAUUUAGCAAUGCAGCUAAGUGUACAAACAGGCUCCGGUUGGCAGGUAAAGUAUAUGCUGAUUAGUGAAGAGUCUUAGUGGCGUUUGAAAGCGAUCUCACCCUCCGGCUGGUUCUGUAAAUGAGAACAUGACGAGGCUCCUACCGUAACGGUGGGAUCGAGUAACAGCACCUGAUCUGGGUACUCUGUGAGGAAGGCCUAUCUGACCGGCGUGUGUAGCUGCUGGCCUGGCUGUAGGAGCACCCCCUGCUGGCCAGACCCGCACAGCUGAGCUAGCCGCCACGCAGCACACCCACGCGAUGUGCCUGUCAGGCGCCAUGAACGCGGGCAAACAGAGCGCCAGCCUGGAGUCAGGUGCGAGCCGCGGGGUGCUGCUGGAGCCCUUCAUCCACCAGGUGGGCGGCCACACCAGUAUGAUGCGCUACGACGACCACACUGUGUGCAAACCGCUCAUCGCCCGCGAGCAGCGAUUCUACGAGGCCCUGCCGCCGGAGAUGAAGGAGUUCACCCCCGAAUACAAAGGUCUGGUGCUGGUGUGCUUUGAGGGCGACUGUGACGGCUACAUCAACUUGGUGGCAUACCCCUUCGUGGAGAGCGAGGCUACAGGCCGCGACGACAUGGUUGACCCAGAGCAGCCACGACGCAAGCAGUCCCGCCGGAGCCUACACCGUGCUGGCAGUGACCACAGGGACGAUGCCGAUAGCACGGAGAGCCCCCAGGAGCCCGAGAGCCCCCAUCUGCAUCUGCUCCACUCGGAUGUCUCCUUCCGGAUGCUGGACGGCAACAGUGGCCCGGCUACGGAGAAGAUCGGCCACAAUCCUUGGAGCCUGCGCUGCCACAAGCAGCAGCUGAGCCGCAUGCGCGCCGAGUCCAAGGACCGGCGACUGUACAAGUUCCUGCUGCUGGAGAACGUGGUGCACCGCUUUGGCCGCCCCUGCAUCCUGGACCUGAAGAUGGGCACGCGGCAGCAUGGCGACGAUGCCACCGAGGAGAAGGCCGCCCGCCAGAUGAGGAAGUGUGAGCAGAGCACGUCAGCCUCGCUGGGCGUGCGUGUCUGCGGUAUGCAGGUCUACCAGGUAGACACGGCGCACUACCUCUGCAGAAACAAGUACUAUGGCCGUGGCUUGUCUGUGGAGGGCUUCCGGCAAGCUCUAUGCCAGUUCAUGCACAACGGCAUCCAGCUACGAAGGGACCUGUUGGAGCCCAUUCUGGACAAGCUGGUUCGCCUGAAAGCAGUGCUGGAGAAGCAGGCUUCCUAUCGCUUCUACUCCAGUUCCCUGCUCAUCAUCUACGAGGGCAGGGAGCCCAGGCUCAGACCAUCGGGGCAGGAUGGACCGGCGGUCCACGGACCAUCAGAACCUGCCCUAUUACCUCGAAUCCCGGCGGCCUCCAGUGACCUUCCUCCGCAGCCCCCAGCUGCUUUUCCGCCGCCCUGCGUCGAUGUGCGCAUGAUAGACUUCGCUCACACCACAUUCAAAGGUUUCAGAGACGACCCCACGGUUUACCAUGGGCCUGACAAGGGGUUUGUGUUUGGCCUGGAGAGUCUCAUCAGGGUUCUGGAAGGCAUUCAGGAAGAGACCCAGUAGCUAGGAAAAGGGCAUAAUAAAUGUGCAAAGCCUUUCUGUUAGAUCAGAUCUGAAAUAAAUGCCCAGCAAAGUGGAUGCUGUGCCAGAUGUGGUAUCCAUAUAGUAGUUAUGGUUGCCCUCAUUAGCACAUAGUAGGAUGAUAAACUAGGUCACUUAUCACUCCCACGAGGGAUUUCCAAAUACUGCAGCAAGUCGCAGUAAGCUCAGAGAGGGUGCC